Ectocarpus sp. CCAP 1310/34 is the source of this 1301-nucleotide messenger RNA. The record is from the annotation of a GenBank genome assembly. NCBI's taxonomy places the organism in Eukaryota, Phaeophyceae, Ectocarpales, Ectocarpaceae.
CGAAGCGCAGCACAAGAUCUCCGGAGCGUCUAAAGAGAUUAAGGCGGCCCCAUCAGCAACUGCGUGGGGCCUCAAAGAACAGCGCCUUCGAGGCGACCCUGAAGGCGAUGCUCAAGGCGGCGCGGAAGAAGCGCAGCAUCGCGAGGUGGAGAGCACUGGAAACGUUCUUCGAGGGCUAUGUACGGCAGCUCGAGAAGGAGAGCCGCGAGGGGGAUCAGGCGGGUUUCUACAGGCACCUGAAGAUGAUCGACGUCGAAGGAAAGAGGUCGUUCACCUCCCACAACGUCACGGACGAGGACGGCAAGGUCCUUCGGGACCCCACGUUUUUUCGCCAACGGUGGGCACGGUGGUUCCAUAAGCUUCUCAACACCGAGUCGCCGACCAUCGACCUGCAUGCGGCUGACAAGGUCACGCGGUGGCCCACGUGCGUGCCACUCGACGACAUCCCAUCUCUACUUGAGGUAGAGGAAGCGGUACGGGAAAUGGUCAACAGAAAGGCCGUCGGGCCGGACGACCUACCGGCUGAGCUGAUCAAGCUUUUCCUGGACGGAGAUCAAGGUCUCCUCCGCGAGUUCCACGCCACUGUCGUGGACGUGUGGCAGACGGGGGACGUACCACAGCAGUGGAAGGAUGCCACCAUCAAAGUGCUGUUCAAAAAGGGGGACACGAUGGAGUGCGGCAAAUACCGGGGCAUCUCGCUCGUCGCGCACGCCGGCAACGUGCUGCUUAAGGUCGUCGCUACACGACUGAGCCACUACUGCGAGCGAGAGGGCAUCCUCCCGGAGGAGCAGAGCGGUUUCCGCCCACACCGGUCGACGCUCGACAUGCUGUUCGCCAUCCAGCGGCUCCAUGAGCUCGCGAGGAAGAAGAGUACUGCGGUGUUCGCGUGCUUCGUCGACCUCACCAAGGCAUACGAUUCGGUGGACCGAGACCUACUGUGGGACGUGCUCCGACGCUUCGGCGUGCCCCCGAAGAUGCUGGCGGUCAUUCGCCACUUCCACGAGGGCAUGAGGGCGCGCGUCCGAACGGACGACGGGCAGUACUCGGAAUGGUUCGGCGUGGGCCAAGGCCUCCGACUGGGAUGCAACCUGGCCUCGCUGCUGUUCAACUUGUUCUUUGCCGCGAUGCUCAUGGUCGCCGUGGCCGAGUUCGACAAGGACCCCAAGGUGAUGGCGGACAUGGUCAAGAUCAAGACACAAGUGGAGUACACGGGCAAGAAGGGCAGGUCGGCGGGGAAGAAGACGACGGUGGUGACGGACGCGGAGGCCUUGUAGGCCAUGCUCUACGCUGACGACGCGGCC